This is a messenger RNA of Talaromyces amestolkiae, 999 nucleotides long. RefSeq lists its product as uncharacterized. Lineage: Eukaryota; Fungi; Ascomycota; Eurotiomycetes; Eurotiales; Trichocomaceae. The record is from RefSeq and is a predicted model, not a curated record. The coding region runs from base 1 to 999 and encodes 332 amino acids. The transcript has a single exon.
AUGUCUUUGCCGCCUGCAAAUACGAGCCAGGCUUACGUAGCCGUGGCGGCGAUCCUAGCUGGUCGUAUUACUGCUCCGAAGUGGUCAUUUAUCGAUACCAAGGAUAUGGCGGCAACACUUUCGUUUCCGUGUCUGGCCUUCCUCAUCACACGAAAAACAGGUGCCUGCAUGACUACGGCCUCAAAUAUAGCGGUUGCGCAAAAGAGCCCGGAGCAUAUACUCUUUGAUCUUGGCCUCCGUGCAGAAAGACGUAAUUACACCGAAGAUCAACAAGCCCACAUCAAAAACAGAGAACCGGUGGCUUUUGGUCCAAGUGUUGCUACUACACUGCAGAAAAAUGGCAUGGCCAGCACGGAAAUUGAUUGGGUAAUUUACAGCCACGUUCACUGGGAUCAUACCGGGGAACCUUCAGACUUCCCGAAUGCUAGUUUCAUCAUUGGUCAUGGCUCUAGUGCACUCCUCAAAAGAGGGUUUGAUGCAGCUGCAGGCUCUCAUGCAGCCUUUGAUAAGAAUCUUCUUGACCAUAGAGAUGUCUUUGAAUUGUUCCCAAAUUUGGAUGGUGGUAAUGCUGAUGACGAUUCUCUCGAUACGGCCAACGCCUCGUUUCACAGCCCAUGGACCCCAUUGGGUCCAUUUCCUGCAGCCAUGGAUAUACUUGGUGACGGCUCGAUGUUUGUAAUUCCCUCACCAGGACAUCUACAGGGGCAUAUCAAUCUUCUUUGCCGAGUAGAGGAGAAGCGAUGGAUUUACCUAGGCGGAGACACUUUCCAUCACCGGAGUCUUUUGACAGGUGAAGCAGAGAUUGCAACUUGGAGGGAUACCGAGGGCCGAGAGCUAUGUGUCCACACCAAUAUAGCUGCAGCUCAGGAGAUGUUUGCAUUGCUGAGGAAGCUUCAAGACCAGGCUACUGCUGAUGGGGUGGAGGUGGAGAUUAUCUCUUCACACGAUCAGGAUUGGUAUAACGCAAAUCAAGACCGCCUCUUUCCGGAAAAAUUGUGA